GUUACCUCUCCCUCAACACAUUCAGCUGAUCUAACUCACAGCAAUCCAGAUACACAAGAGUGAGAGAGAGAUGGAAGUUGCUCAAGUGCUUCACAUGAAUGGAGGAAUGGGAAAUACAAGUUACGCAAACAACUCCCUACUUCAGCAAAAGGUAAUAUCGAUGACGAAGCCCAUUACAGAGGAAGUUAUAAGCAAUCUCUACAGUAGCAUGUCGCCAAGGACGCUAGCCAUGGCUGACUUGGGUUGUUCUUCUGGACCAAACACUUUGGUCCUCGUUUCUCAACUUAUGGAGGUGGUUCACAAUCUAUGGCGAAAGCUAGGGCAUGAUCAAUCACCUGAAUAUCAAGUGUUCUUGAGCGACCUUCCGGGGAACGACUUUAAUACCAUUUUCAUGUCAGUUCCAAGCUUCCUGAAAAAAAUGAGCCUUCAACUGGGGCCGGCCUCCGGUCCAUGUUUCUUAUCAGGAGUUCCCGGUUCUUUCUACGGCAGGCUUUUUCCGGCCAAUAGUCUGCAUCUUGUCCAUUCUUCUUAUAGCCUCCAUUGGUUAUCUCAGGUUCCUGAAGGGUUGGGGAGCAACAAUAAAGGGAACAUUUACAUGGCAUCCACAAGCCCGCCAGGUGUACUUUGUGCCUACUACGAGCAAUUUCAAAGAGAUUUUUCAAUCUUUUUGAAAUGUCGUGCAGAGGAGUUGGUGGGAGGAGGAAGAAUGGUUUUAACAAUUCUGGGGAGAAGGAGCGAAGAUCCAUCUAGCAAAGAGUGUUGUUACAUCUGGGAGCUUUUGGCUACGGCACUCAAUGACAUGGUCUCCGAGGGCCUCAUAGACGAAGAAAAAUUGGAUUCCUUCAACAUUCCUAAGUAUACGCCAUCUCCAUCAGAAGUGGAGUCCGAAGUUGUAAAAGAUGGAUCCUUCUGCAUUGAUCGUCUAGAGGUUUCUGAAAUCAACUGGAAUGCUUACGACAGUGAAUCAUUCAGCUCGUCCGAUGCCUUUUCUGAUGGCGGAUACAAUGUUGCAAAGUGCAUGAGAGCUGUGGCUGAACCAUUGCUUGUUACUCAUUUUGGAGAUGCAAUCAUUGAAGAGGUUUUCUGCAGAUACAAAGAAAUCCUUUCUGAUCGCAUUUCUAAAGAGAAGACACAGUUUACCAAUGUGACCAUUGCCUUGACUAAAAGAGGAUGAUUGAGGUCAAGAUAAAAACAUAUAUAUAUAUAUAUACAUAGAAGUACUUCCAAGUCUCCUUAUGAAUAAAUCUCGGCCAUCUCACAUUUAUGGCGAGUCGAGGCUUGUGGAAGAAAAAUAUCAUAAAGUUAAUUAUAAGGUUAUUAAUAAAUAAUGUUAAUCCAAUCAAAGUCAUUUCAUCUUAUGAAUGAAUCACCUCGUAUGGUUGUCCAA
Messenger RNA from Corylus avellana, 1387 nucleotides. Its product is annotated as S-adenosyl-methionine 4-1-methyl-2-pyrrolidinyl-3-oxobutanic acid methyltransferase. The record is from RefSeq and is a predicted model, not a curated record. Gene Ontology annotation, molecular function: methyltransferase activity. Lineage: Eukaryota; Viridiplantae; Streptophyta; Magnoliopsida; Fagales; Betulaceae.